Messenger RNA from Theobroma cacao (cacao), 1066 nucleotides. Its product is annotated as senescence-specific cysteine protease SAG39-like. Gene Ontology annotation, molecular function: cysteine-type peptidase activity. The record is from RefSeq and is a predicted model, not a curated record. Gene Ontology annotation, biological process: proteolysis. NCBI's taxonomy places the organism in Eukaryota, Viridiplantae, Streptophyta, Magnoliopsida, Malvales, Malvaceae.
CACUAUAACAUUUCUUGAAGUUUACCUGUGGACUGUGGUCUCGAAUACAAUGGCUUCUACAAGUCGGUCCUUGGCCCUACUCUUUAUCGUGGGAAUUUGGGCUUGUCAGGCCUCGUCCCGUUCUGUUCCUGAGGUAUCCAUGUCUGACAGGUUUGAACAAUGGUUGGCUAGCUGUGGUCGAGUUUAUCAGGAUGCCUCCGAGAAGGAGAAACGUCUCCAGAUAUUCAAGGAAAAUGUGGAGUACAUCGAAUCUCAUAAUGCUGAUACCAGCAAAAAGUACAAGCUUGGUGUUAAUGAAUUUACAGACUUGACCAAUGAAGAGUUUAAAGCCAUGAGAAAUGGUUAUAAACUGAGACCUUCCACUUCUUCAAAAAAAUCUUCUUUCAGGUAUGAAAAUGUUGCUGCAGUUCCAUCUAGCAUGGAUUGGAGAAAGAAAGGAGCUGUGACCAACAUCAAGGACCAAGGCCAAUGCGGAUGUUGCUGGGCAUUCUCAGCCGUGGCAGCCAUGGAAGGAAUCAACCAGCUGAAAACUGGUAAAUUGAUCUCACUAUCAGAGCAAGAGUUAGUUGAUUGUGAUAUCAAUGGGGAAGACCAAGGCUGCAAUGGUGGUUUCAUGGAUAAUGCUUUUGAAUUUAUAAUUUCAAACAAAGGGCUUACAACUGAAUCCAAUUACCCCUAUGAAGGAGUUGAUGGAAGCUGCAACAAGAAAAAAGCAGCCAACCAUGCUGCUCAGAUCACUAGUUUCGAAGACGUACCUUCAAAUAGUGAGGCAGCACUGCUAAAAGCUGUGGCCAAUCAACCAGUUUCAGUUGCCAUUGAUGCCGGUGGGUCUGACUUCCAGCACUACAAAAGUGGUAUCUUCACUGGCGAAUGCAGCACCUUCCUUGACCACGGGGUUACAGCAGUUGGUUAUGGAACAGCUGAUGAUGGGACUAAGUAUUGGUUGGUGAAGAAUUCGUGGGGCACUAGCUGGGGUGAGGAUGGAUACAUUAGGAUGCAGAGAGAUAUUGAUGCUGAAGAAGGUCUUUGUGGUAUUGCCAUGGAAGCUUCUUACCCAACUGCUUGA